This is a messenger RNA of Bactrocera oleae (olive fruit fly), 1472 nucleotides long. Its product is annotated as carboxypeptidase B1. The record is from RefSeq and is a predicted model, not a curated record. Gene Ontology annotation, biological process: proteolysis. Gene Ontology annotation, molecular function: zinc ion binding; metallocarboxypeptidase activity. Lineage: Eukaryota; Metazoa; Arthropoda; Insecta; Diptera; Tephritidae.
GUUAGUACAUUAGUGGAGUUUGACUGCGAAGGUUGUGAUAAUAAUGGCAAUGAAAGUUUUGGCCCUCUUGGCGCUUUUAUGCGUAGCUCAUGAGUUCGUUGCGGCGGGCCCAUAUGAAGGCUACAAAUUAUACGAAAUUGCAACGGAGACGAUUGCUCAACGAAAUGCACUACUCGCGCUUGCCCAGGAGGAUGCCGAUAAAUAUGACUUCCUCUCGCUGAGUCGUUUGCACACGCAAAAAGCUCGUGUGCUUGUAGCGCCUGCACAUGAUGAGAGUUUCCAAGCUGAGCUGCGCAAUAAAAAAAUACCAUUUGAAUUGAAAAACACCAAUUUCGGACGUACCAUUCAAACUGAAGUGCUGCAGAACCGUAUGCUACGUCAGGCGAGGCCAUACAACGGCACCGGUCGUCUGGGUACCGAACGUUACUACUCACAUGAAGAGAUCAAUGCUUACUUGGACGAUUUGGCGGCACGUUAUCCCACACGCGUAUACGUACGAAUUGUGGGUAAGACCUAUGAGGGACGCAUACUGAAAACGAUUACCAUUACCAAUGGCGAUGGUAUUACCGGCAAAAAUGUGAUCUUCAUGGAUGGCGCCUUUCAUGCUCGCGAAUGGAUCUCACCGGCUACUGUAGUUUAUGCUAUUGGUGAAUUGGUUGAGAAUUUCGAAGCAAAUGCUGAAUUACUGCAAGAUUACGAUUGGGUUAUAUUACCGGUGGUGAAUGCUGAUGGCUAUGAGUACACACAGUCGUCGAGUUCUCUUCGUUUAUGGCGUAAGACACGUCAGCCGGUGACAGUAAAUGGAGUCACAUGCUAUGGUACCGAUCCAAACCGUAACUUCGGCUUCCAUUGGAUGGGCAAAGGUGCAUCUUCGAAUCCUUGCUCGGAAGUUUAUGCUGGUCCGAGUGCAUUCUCAGAACCGGAAGCGGUUGUCGUGCGUGAUAUUAUGCACACGCUGAGCGGACGUGGUAUUAUGUAUUUGACUAUACACUCAUUCGGCAAUGCUCUCUUCUAUCCAUGGGGCUGGGGACCUGAGUUACCCGACACUUGGGAGGACCUAGACGAGGUGGCAACGGCCGGCGCCGAUGCUAUACGUGACUAUAGCGGCACCGAAUAUGAGGUAGGCUCCUCAACAGCACUUUAUGGUGAAGCUGCUGGAGCCAGCGAUGAUUAUGCUUUCAGCGAAGGUUUUACGCUAGCCUAUACUAUGGAGUUACCGGAUGGUGGUGAUAGCGGUUUCGAUCCUCCACCAUCGGAUAUUGAUCGGUUGGUGAAAGAGACUUGGACGGGCAUACGUGCGAUGGGUAAGAAGAUAACAACCAAGUAUCCAUUACCAGUGACCAAAACACUUUCGUAAUUUUAUACAUGUCGCGCGAUACAACGCAUUGCCGUCAAAAAAAAUUAUAAUAAUAAAAGACAUGGGAAUUUACCGUAAUAAAAUGAUUUGGAUUUGCAAACUUUUGAAAUUCUUA